This is a messenger RNA of Dictyostelium discoideum AX4, 3255 nucleotides long. RefSeq lists its product as hypothetical. Gene Ontology annotation, molecular function: zinc ion binding. Lineage: Eukaryota; Evosea; Eumycetozoa; Dictyosteliales; Dictyosteliaceae. Bases 1 to 3255 code for a protein of 1084 amino acids. Gene Ontology annotation, cellular component: cytoplasm. The record is from RefSeq and is a predicted model, not a curated record. The transcript is spliced from 2 exons.
AUGGAUAUACCAAUAAUAAAAUUAUUAGUUGAAAAAGAUUCAAUAUCAAAGAAAUAUUAUUGCCCAGAUUGUGGCGAAUUAUUAAUAAAUAAUUUUAAUCCAGAAAAAUUCAAGGCAUUACAAUGUAAAAAUGGUCAUACCAAAUGUUUACAAUGUUGGGAACAACAUUUAAAACUUAGAAAAAAUUGUCUUCAAUGCAAAGUACCAGUAUCUUCAAUAAAAGAUUUAUCUUUAAAUCUUUAUAUUGCUCAAAAAAUAUCUGCUAAUAAAGUUUAUUGUAAAAAUAGAUAUUAUGAAACAAAAAAUUUUACAAUUGAUGAAGAGAAUGGAUGUAAAGAGAUAAUUAGAGUUGAUGAAUAUGAAAAACAUAUAAAGGAAUGUCCAUUGACUUAUACAGAUUGUAAAAAUUAUGAUGAUUUCAUUCGUGCAAAUCCACAAAUUGAUGAAAAACUAUUAAAGAGAUGUGGAAAGAUUAAUAAGAGUUUAUUGGAUGAACAUGAUGAACAAUGUUUAUAUCAAACUAUAACAUGUGAGCAUUGUAAUGAAUUAAUCAAUAGAAUCGACCACGAAAUUCAUUUAUCGGAAUGGUGUAGUGAUAUACCAAUAAAAUGUGAAGAUUGCAAACAUGUAUUCAAGAAAAAGUAUAUACAAGAACAUAAGGAAUCAAAUUGUCCAGAAUCAGUAAUUGAUUGUGUCUAUGUUGCUGGUGGUUGUCAAAAGAAAUUAAAAAGAUACAAUAUGUCCAAACAUUUGGUUACAGCGAAUCAUCAUUCUCAAUAUAUGUCGAAAAUAAUCGAAGAACAGAAUCAAGAUAUCAAAGAGUUACAUAAUUUCAUCGAGAAUCAUUUAUCAAAGAAAUUCAUUGAUUUAGAUACAAUCGUAAACAUUCAAAAAUAUUUAAUAAAGAAUAAAAAUCAAAAGAUAUCACAAUUAACUGAAAUCAUUAAAAGAGUUGAUAAUUCUUUCAUUGGUUUACAUGAAUUUGAUGAAUUGGAGGAUUAUAUUUCAAAUACAAUUGAUAUCAUUUCAAAUUUUGAUAAUUAUAAAAAUAGUAAUAGUAAUAAUAAUAAUAAUAAUAAAAAUACAAAUGAAAAUGAAAAUACAAAUGAAAAUACAAACGAAAAUGAAAAUAUUGAUAUUGUUGGCAAUAGUGAUAAUGAAAAUAAUAUUAAUGAAAAUAAAGCAGAAAAUAAUAUAAACAGUUUUAUAAAAGAACAAAUAGAACUUAUUAAAAUAAAAUCUCAACAAUUUGAUAUAAAUAGUGUUAUAGAGGAGAUUAGAAAAAAUUAUAACGUAGAACCAUAUCAGGUGAAUGGAGAUAAUGCAAUGAUAACAUCACCAAAUAAAACUGAUGUUGAUAACUUGGUUUUUGAUGAUGAUGAGGAUGAUUUCGAUUUAGAAGAACCACAAAUCGUUGGUGAAUUUAUAUUUAAUAAAUCACAAGAAACAAUUGCAAUUCCAACUUUAAUACGACAACAACAACAACAACAACAACAACAACAACAACAACAACAACAACAACAACAACAACCACCACCAACACCACUACCACCACAAAAUACAACUAUUACUAAUGAUAUUCAAAUGGAAAAUAUUAAUGAAAAUAUUAAUAAUAAUAUUAAUGAAAAUAAUAAUAAUAAUAAUAAAAAUAAUGAUGAUGAUAAUAUUACUGCCGCCACUGCAACCAAUAACUCAAAUACUACUAGUACCCAUACCAUAUUAAAUGGUACUAAUAAUGAAGCAUCAAUGACUGAUAUAAAUGAAACAACAUCCACAACUACAACAGCGGAAACAACAGAAGCAACUGCAUCAGAAUCCACAGAAGAAUCCAAUAAUACAGCGGAAACAACAACAACAACUACAACAACAACUACAACAAUAACUACAGCAGCAGAAACAGUAAAUUCAACAGAAACUAUAACCCUUAGGACAUCAGAAAAAGUUGAAGAAAAAGGAAAAGAUGGUUUAGAAACAACAGAAUCAUUUUCAAUCCUAAAUUCAACAGAAAAUUCAACAAUAAGCUCACUAAAAGUUUUAUCUAACUCUAUGAUAGAGCCAGAAAUUACUACUGAUAAAGAAAAUGAAACAAAUAUAAAAGAAUCAAUUGAAACAAAAAUAAUUGAAUCAAUAGUUGAGUCUUCUAGCCCAACUAAAUCAUUAUUAAAACAAGGAAAAGAACAAGAACAAAAAAAUCAAAAUGGAAAUGGAAAUGAAAAUGAAAAUGAAAAUGAAAAUGAAAAUGAAAAUGAAAAUGAAAAUGAAAAUGAAAAUGAAAAUGCAAAUGCAAAUGUAAAUGAAAAAGAAAAUGAAAAAGAAAAUAGUAAUAUAAACACUUCAAAUGAUACAGAACCAACUAAUGACAUUUUAGAAGAUAUUAAAAAAAAUAAAGAAAAUGAAGAUAGUAAUGAAAGUGAAGAUAACAAAAACAACAACAUUAAAAGUGUAGAAGAUACAAAUAAUAAUAAUAAUAAUAAUAAUAAUAAUAAUAAUAAUAAUAAUAAUAAUAAUAAUAAUAAUAAUAAUAAUAAUAAUAAUAAUAAUAAUAAUGAAAAUGUAUAUGAUAUCAAAAAGGAUAGAAAUAGAGAAAAUGUUGAAGAUAGUAAUGACAAUAAUAGUAAAAAUGAAAAUGGUAAAAUCAAUGAUAAUGGUGAUGUUAAAAUGGGAAGUGAAGAUAAAGUAAAUGAUGAUGAUGAUAAAAUGGCUAUGGUUGAUAGAAGUAAUACAAUUUUUAGGAACCAAAUUUUAUUUAAAGAUUUUACAAAGUUAAAUGCUAGACAUGGUGUUGGUGUAUCAAUCAAACACAAUCAUACUAUAGGUAAAUAUAAAUUCUAUUCAGAGUUGUUUAUAAAUGGUGAAACUGAAAAUGAGAAGGAUUAUUUAUCAUUUUACUUAAACAAAUGUAAGAAAGAGAAUGAAUCAAUCAUAAUUUCAUUUGGUAUUGAAUUAUUAAAUGUUGAUCCAAAAAAGAGUAUUAGAGUUUAUUGGGAUAAUGAAUUAUUAAAUAACAGUAGUCAAGUGAUGUAUAACUAUGGUUAUGGUGAAACAACUGUCAUUAAAAAAUCAAUUUUAGAAGAUCCUAAUAAUGGUUUCUUGGUUGACAAUUGCUUUAUCGUCAAUCUUGAAGUUUACAAAAUUAUUGAUGUUCCCCAUCCACCUCCUGCUCAUUUACUCCAAAAAUCAUCCCCUCCAGCAGCAACAACAACCACCACAACAUCCUCUUCUUCUUCUAAAACAACACCAAAAACAAAAAGGUAA